Molecule: messenger RNA, 2053 nt
Organism: Mycetomoellerius zeteki
Lineage: Eukaryota; Metazoa; Arthropoda; Insecta; Hymenoptera; Formicidae
Exons: 10
Coding region: 37-1632 (531 amino acids)
Cellular component (GO): membrane
Molecular function (GO): protein binding
Source: RefSeq, a predicted model, not a curated record
ACUCUAUCUUUUUCGCAAUCUCGCAAUUUUACUGAAAUGAGUCUUUCGGAGAUUUUGUGGAUUUUUAUCCUAAUUGCGGCGUUUGAAACAGUGUCCAUCGCUAACUCAUUGACCGGAGAUCACGUUUGCACAAGAAUAGAGAAUUACACAGUUACAUCGUACGAGACUUACACCGAGCCAGUCGUGGUUAAUUCAUUCACCUGGUGUCUACAAAUUCCCCCGAGAUGUCCCAAGACGCGGACCGAAGUACGACAACGAUAUCAUGUGAAGACGGAGAAAAAAUCGAGGACUCUGAAGGAAUGCUGCGAAGGAUACAAAAUAAUUCACGGCGAUGCGGAAACGGAUGCGAGCUGUUUACCAUUUUGCGAAAAAUGUGUGGUAGGUGUAUGCGUCGCACCCAACGAAUGCCGUUGCAAUCCUGGAUAUUAUGGAGAUGACUGUGCUCAUGCGUGCCCAUUGGGAUUUUGGGGUCCACAAUGUACAAAAAUGUGCGAUUGCGGUGACAGUAGUAUCUGCGAUUCUGUAAAUGGCACUUGUCAAUGUUCUCCAGGACGGAAAGGACCUCGAUGCGAGGAGCAUUGCGCAAUCGGCCAAUGGGGCUCGGGUUGUGCAAACAAAUGCACAUGUCAAAACUGGAAUAAUGGCUGCGAUGCCGUAACCGGAAGCUGCAUUGACGAUGAUGCCUCUUCGGUCGAGCAAACGUCGCCUGCUUAUUUGCAGAGCUCUACUAUCGACCGUCUACCGCAAACAUCAGGAAUUAGUAAUACAGAGCAUACGGAGAUUGUCUCUGUGCCACGUGAGACCGAACGCCAGACGGAAGUUUCAAUUGCAGGUAUCAAUAACAGUUGGAAUGAUACCAAUUACAUUCCGGAAACGACGAGUCCAGCAACAGCUUCAAUCAUAGCCCCUCCUCAGGGGGUAGAAGUCUCGGCAAACGAAAUGCAAAUAAAGAAUCCUUCCACCACUGCUCGUCCUGUGAUCGUUUUAGUCUCCGUACCCGAACGUAGAAGGGACGUUGAAAAGGAUAGGCAAACGUUCGCGACGAAGGACGCUUUUCUCAGACACGUCCAAAGUGACAAAAGCAUCAGCGUGCCAAAUGUCGAUUACGUAAAAACUAUUCACAAAGACGAUAUUCAAACACCAACGCCGAUGUCGUUGGACAUCGCUCUAAUUGUCAUCGCCGCGAUUGUCUCCCUCGGUCUUACCUCGCUCGCGGUGGUUAUGGUCCUUCACAUGCGUUCCAAACUAUUCGAGACCAUUCGUCUUGCUGUCUACGAUGACGAGAAGACCAAAAGCCCAGAACGCGAGAGCGUGAACAACGGAAGGAUGUCGGUGGUGAACGCCACUCUGCCUCCACCUCCGAUUUGCGCAAAUCCGGUAUUCGCCAUUAACACAGAACCGGAAACGAUACUGACGGUCGAUGGCAUUGAAUCGCUGAAUACUUAUGCUAACGGCGCCGCUACGAUCGGUUUGCGAAUUUCUGGUAAUUUUCGCGACCUCUUACAAGACAGUCAUUACGACCGACCAUCGGCAACUCUGAUACGUCUGCAGACAAAUUUCGACCAUAACACGGAGCACUUGUAUGACGAAAUACCCAUGCAAACAACUCCACCGGAUCGCAAGGAUCUGUGAUGGAGAAAUGCAUUUCCACUUAUUGCGUUCAUGGUCCAGUCUAUAUCCGUAUCUUUAGUUAUACAGUUCAAUAAUGCGUCAUAAUAAAAGGACCUUGAAACAUUUUUAGGCGACCUGUCAACGAUCGAUGAAAAGUCGAUCGAAAAAAUGCGCGAAAACUGGUUUCUGACCUUACGCAGAACCGAUAAAUGUGCAAGGCUAAACGUGACUGCAAUUGAGUGGCACAAGGCGAAGAAACAAGUCGUUCGAGUAUCGUACUGUCAGUGACCGACAGUAGAAUUUAAUUAACGGAGCAUACAGCUCCUUUUGAAUAAACUAUUUUGUAGUGUCGACAAAAUGACGUCAAACUGGAGGCAAAUGCACUCGAUUAUGAUUGCGCGCAAAUGCGCAAUUAGGUGGAAAGCGAGGAAUAAUAAAGUCC